ACCAUAUUUCAAAAUGUUUAGCUGGUUAAGAGGCGAUGAAAGCCGGAGACGAGAACCGGAAAUGUAUAAUACAGUGGUCGACGGACUUCGUAAAAUUUAUAAAAGUAAGAUUUUGCCAUUAGAAGAACAUUAUCUUUUUCACGAAUUCCACUCACCGCCGCUAGAUGAUCCGGAUUUUGAUGCGAAACCGAUGAUCCUUCUCGUUGGACAGUACUCUACUGGGAAGACGACAUUUAUUAGGUACUUAUUAGAAAAAGACUUUCCUGGUAUACGAAUAGGACCAGAACCUACGACGGAUCGAUUCAUUGCGGUGAUGUACGGACAGCAAGAGACUGUAAUUCCAGGAAAUGCAUUGGUUGUCGAUCCUAAAAAGCAAUUCAGGCCUCUUUCGAAGUUUGGAAAUGCUUUUCUCAACAGGUUGCAGUGUUCUCUGGUGAACUGCGAUGUGCUGCAGACGAUCACGAUCGUCGACACGCCCGGGAUUUUGUCCGGCGAAAAACAGCGUGUGGACAGGGGGUACGAUUUCGCGGGUGUUUUGGAAUGGUUUGCCGAGAGGGUGGACAGGAUCAUUCUGUUGUUCGAUGCUCACAAACUGGAUAUUUCUGACGAAUUCCGGCGCAGUAUCGAAGCCCUCCGCGGUCACGACGAUAAAAUUCGAAUCGUGCUCAACAAAGCCGAUAUGAUCGACCAUCAGCAGUUGAUGAGGGUGUACGGGGCUCUGAUGUGGUCUCUGGGCAAGGUGCUCAACACCCCUGAAGUGGCUCGAGUGUACUUGGGUUCUUUCUGGGACCAACCUCUUCGCUAUGAUUAUAAUAGAAAACUUUUCGAAGCAGAAGAGCAAGACUUAUUUCAGGACUUGCAAAGUUUGCCCAGAAAUGCAGCCCUGAGGAAGUUGAAUGAUUUGAUUAAAAGAGCCCGUCUUGCCAAGGUGCAUGCGUACAUCAUCAGCUCACUGCGCAACAACAUGCCGUCGAUGUUCGGCAAGGACAGCAAGAAGAAAGACCUCAUCAAGAACCUGCGCGGGAUCUACGAGGAGAUCCAGAGGGAGCAUCACCUGCCUCCUGGCGACUUCCCGGACCUGAGGGAGAUGCAGGAGAAGCUGCAGACGACCGACUUCGCCCGCUUCCAGCCCCUCAAGCCCAGGCUCCUGGAGCAGGUGGACAGGAUGCUGUCGGAGGACAUCGCGCGACUGAUGGCCCAGAUACCGCAAGAGCAGCACCAGCAGAGCAAGGAAGAGUCGGAUGUCCGAGGGGGCGCGUUCGAUGGGGUGCAGCAGAGCCCCUUCACCUACGGGCGGGGCGAGGGCGCGGACGCGGGCUCCAUGGACACCGAAUGGAUCGUCGGGCGGGAGCGGUACAAGUUCGAUGACGUGUUCCAGAGCUUGAAUCCGGUGGAUGGCAAGAUCACGGGCGCGAGUGCCAAGGCCGAGAUGGUCAAGUCCAAGUUGCCCAACACGGUGCUGGGGAAGGUGUGGAAGCUCUCGGACUUGGACAAGGAUGGCAUGCUGGACUCGGACGAGUUCGCCCUGGCCAUGCACCUCAUCAACAUCAAGCUGCAGGGCCACGACCUGCCCGUGGAACUGCCCGACCACCUAGUGCCGCCCUCUAAGAAGAUGUUCGUGCGUUAGGCUCUGACACGGAUUCGACUGCGACCUGUUCUCUUCCUCCGUAGAUAAGUAUUCUGGAUUCCGUCGCUCUUUUUUUUUUUUUUUUUCUU
This is a messenger RNA of Uloborus diversus, 1716 nucleotides long. Its product is annotated as EH domain-containing protein 3-like. Gene Ontology annotation, biological process: endosomal transport; endocytosis. The record is from RefSeq and is a predicted model, not a curated record. Gene Ontology annotation, molecular function: GTP binding; protein binding; calcium ion binding. Gene Ontology annotation, cellular component: plasma membrane; cytoplasm. Bases 14 to 1627 code for a protein of 537 amino acids. Lineage: Eukaryota; Metazoa; Arthropoda; Arachnida; Araneae; Uloboridae. The transcript is spliced from 2 exons.